Spirodela intermedia is the source of this 2839-nucleotide messenger RNA. The record is from the annotation of a GenBank genome assembly. NCBI's taxonomy places the organism in Eukaryota, Viridiplantae, Streptophyta, Magnoliopsida, Alismatales, Araceae.
AUGGAUCCGGAUGCGGUGGCAAAGGCAUUUGUGGAGCACUACUAUAGGACCUUCGACAACAACCGGGCGGAUCUCGGCAACCUGUACCAGGAUGGCUCCAUGCUGACCUUCGAGGGGGCGAAGACGCAGGGAUCUCAGGCCAUCGUUGCCAAGCUCACCAGCCUCCCCUUCCAGCAGUGCCUCCACAACAUCUCCACAGUCGAUUGCCAGCCCUCCGGUCCCGGGGGCGGCGUGCUUGUCUUCGUUAGCGGCUCUCUCCAGCUCGCCGGUGAGCAACACUCCCUCAAGUUCAGCCAGGUGAGAUGUGUCCCGUCUGGCGUUGAUGUGAUCUUGGGUCGAUUCGCUUUACAAUGUCCUGACGUCAUGAACAUUUCCCCUUCGUUUAUCCCAUGUUGUGUUUUGCUGUUCUUGAUAUUUUUUUUGAAUUUGGCGAUCGACUUGUGUCCUUGCGGGAUCGCUGCACAUUUCUGCUCCACGAAUGGUUCCCUUUGGUGGAUGCAGUAUUUUUAAUCCACUAAGGUGCUGAUGGCUGUGUGGUUCAUAGUUGUAUUUGAUCAUGGAAGCAUCUCAUCUAUUCAUUUUAUUCAUUUGGUCAUCUUUUCAUUUGCUAAUUUUUUGGCGUUUCGAUGAAAUUUAUUUUGACUGUGAGAUCUUCCGACUUUUAUGCCUACUCCAGCACACUAUUUGCAAACCAUUUGGUUGUAUGUCAUUCAUUGUUUAUUUUGUUUAUAUUCUUCUUCGUGUUAGCCAAAUCCGUAAUGCAGAAUUUUGGAGGGAUGUAGAGGCAGUAUGUGAGUUGGAUUAGUUGUAAGCAUUCUACAAGGUUGAGAAUGUGCGUUGGUUGCGGCAUUUUAAAUUCAUCCCAUUGAUUAAACUUCUUUUUGAUGCCGCGUGUGCCAUAGUUUUGACCCCAUAAACUUCUUCUAGACGUAUACUAUUUUUCAUCCAAUAGUUCUUUUUACAAUCCAGUUAUACCUUUUGGUCCAUUUUUCUUGUGGUCAUCAAUAUCUGAAAUAUUUGCGAUAAAUAUUGAAUAGUAAGGAAAUGCAUUCUGACUUUUUGUAUAAGUUUUAAUAACUGAGAAUCUAUUGAACGUUAUGGAAUUUUAUCUCACUUUUCUUUUAUCGUUUCAUUUAACAUGCCUUCGCCAUGAAUCUGGUUUGCAACCUCUUGAAGCGUCUGAAAUAUCGACUCUCCUUUGUCCCUUCUUUAGUCACCUCUUUGAUUAUGUAUGUCCUUAUAAAUCUGGGAUCUGUUUGACAACAUAAGCAUUUAUAAAUCCAGGAAGGUAUUUUAAAGUUCUGCUUCCAUCGUUAAUGCAUGAUGUAGUGAUGAGCACACGCCAGACUAAAUUUAGAUAAGUGAAAUCAAACUAUAUAAGCAUAUCUGCGGUACUACAAUUAAUGGCUGCUCAAGGUCAUCAGCUUAGAUUGAAGACCGCCCAGUAAAAAAUAUAUGCGCCUACAUUUGGAUGUGGAAGUACAAAAUUGAAUAUAUGCAUUUCUAAGAUUGCAGAAGGUUGAUUUUAAAGAGAAAUACAUCGCGGAGUUGCAAUCUUUUUUAAUUUUUGUAUAUCAUCCAUUUAUACUGGAAACCUGAAGAAUAAUUGUCUGCACAUUUCAUGCAUGCAUCUUACAUGAUUAGGAAUCACAUGAUCCACAUGUACUCCAAUGCAAUUCCGACUUUCUGACUUCGAUAUAACCUUAAGUUUUGGCCAAUUCAUGUUGUGGAUAUUCAACAUUCCUUCAUCCCGUGGAACCUUUGAAGCUUCAAUCAUCUUGAAUGCUAGCCAAAUUGAUCAUCUUAUAGGUAUAUGUUGGACUUGGUUCCACUAUUGGCUGGUAGUAGAUGGAGAUGAAGUUGAGGACGCUGCUGAGGCUGUACUGAACAAAAUGAAAGUUAUCUAUCUAUCAUGAGAGGGGAAGAAUAGAGGAUGAAAAUGAUAGAUCAUAAAUUCUAGACUAAGAUCCCAUCUCGACUCCUAUGCUGCUGACAAGUGAGAUAACAUUGAUAGCUUGAGAAUGUCAUUCAACAGCUCCCAGCUGCAUUUUAGAUCACAUUAAUUUCUCAGCUCAUUCACAGUCUGGUUGGUGGUCAACUAAGCUCACAAAAUCAUGGAACUUUCAUCAACUGCACUGGAUGUCUGGAGGUUAGCCUGAUCCACUUACACCCUAAUACACAGGGAGAUGGCAUAUGUUCUUCUGGUUAUGACAAUUGAUAUAUCUGUGGCCUCUUUGGUUGAUUCUCGGUUUCAUCAGUGUAUAAGUGGUAUAUUCUGAUCCUGCCAGACGAGGUUUUUUUGUGUUAAAAAGGCGAUCCUAUUUAUACCAUUAGACAUGGUUUUAGAUUCUUCAUGAUUUGUGUGAUGAUGCACUGAUAUUAUUUUGGAGUUGCUCUGAGCUCAUGCCAUUUAGAGAUGUGAGUACUAAUUAUGCGGCCAUUUUUCUUAAGGACUGUUCUACAUAUAUCGGAGCCAAUCUGAUGCAAAGUUCCAUUAAAUCCUUUUUCUUUGACCUAAUAAAUCGAGAGUUGAGCGCCUCUAGGCAUGUAGGCCAUCUGAUGGCUCCACUUCUAUAAUCCAGACUUUUUAGUGAAAAUAUAUAUAAUUUUCCCCAAAUCAUGCUGAUUAUAUGAGAAAAUGCCCAGAUCCCUCUCUCUCUUCUAGCUUGAUGCCGUUGCAGUCUGGUCUCUCUCUCUCUCUCUCUCUCUCUCUCUCUCUCUCUCUCUCUCUCUCUCUCUCUCUCUCUCUCCCCCCCCCUCGCAGAUGUUCCAAUUGAUUCCGACUCCCCAGGGCAGCUUCUAUGUUCUCAACGACAUCUUCCGGCUGAACUACACCUAA